AUGGCGCUGAGGGGCGUCUGGCAGCUGCAGAAGCUCGUGGUGAACUUCUGCGAUUGGGGAGGGAGCAGCAAGGGGAUCAGGGCUUUUAUGGAGUCGCAUCUUCCAGCUCUGAAGGAAAAGAAUCCCCAGUUAGAGGUGGUGACACAGCUUGUCCGUGGUCAGCAUCCCAACUUGAAGGGCAUUUACAAAAACCAUAACGAGAGAGUUGUUUGCGUCAGAAACUUGGCACCUGAGGACAUAAUGUUGCAAGCUAGUAGGCUAAGGUGUUCUCUGGGCAGGAAAGUCGUGAAGCUGAGAACCAGACACGUGACGAAAAGGCCAAGCGUCCAGGGAACAUGGACGACGGAGCUGAAGAUUAGUUUCAGUUUCAGUUUCAGUCUGCCCUCCUUUUGUUUGAGCCGCAGGCUGAUAAUAACAUAUGCCUGA
Messenger RNA from Triticum turgidum subsp. durum (durum wheat), 426 nucleotides. The record is from the annotation of a GenBank genome assembly. Lineage: Eukaryota; Viridiplantae; Streptophyta; Magnoliopsida; Poales; Poaceae.